Poecilia latipinna (sailfin molly) is the source of this 2326-nucleotide messenger RNA. RefSeq names its product adaptor related protein complex 4 subunit mu 1 (gene ap4m1). The transcript is spliced from 16 exons. Bases 337 to 1665 code for a protein of 442 amino acids. Gene Ontology annotation, cellular component: clathrin adaptor complex. Gene Ontology annotation, biological process: intracellular protein transport; vesicle-mediated transport. The record is from RefSeq and is a predicted model, not a curated record. NCBI's taxonomy places the organism in Eukaryota, Metazoa, Chordata, Actinopteri, Cyprinodontiformes, Poeciliidae.
CCUCCUUUAGGGGGCGCUGUGAAGCUAGCUGUUAGCUGUUGAGCCGGUUUAAAGUCUGUCUGGUCUGCUCGUAAACGUUACAUUUAUGUUUAAUUUGACCUCUAAAUAUUUCAGAAAAAUAGUUUAUUCCGACGUUGAUCAGUUUAAUGUGAGUUAGAGUCAUGAAAUAUCUUUAGUUUUAAUAUAAUUUAACUGAAUGCAAUAACCUAGCUGCUAAAUUAGCUCUUCUGCUGUUAACUGAGGGAAUUUAAACUUUCAGGAUUUUUAUGUAAAUAAACCGAACCGAACUGAAGCGGGUGCAGCUCCUACCUUCAGCGAGGGACCAAGACGACGACGAUGAUGAUCUCUCAGCUCUUCAUCUUGUCCUCCAAGGGCGACCAUCUCAUCUACAAGGACUACCGUGGAGAGGCAGGAAGUGAUGUCAUCGACGUUUUCUAUGAGAAGGUCACAGCGCUGACGGGAGACCAGCCGCCCGUUGUCAUGAGCCACAAAGACCUCCACUUCGUCCACAUCAGGCAGGGCGGUCUCUACUGGGUUGCCACAACGACAGCUGACUCCUCUCCAUUCAGCAUAAUCGAGUUCCUGAACAGGCUCAGCGGUCUGGUGAAGGAUUACUGCGGCAGCCUGUCAGAGAAGGCCGUUCAGAUGAACUUCGCCCUGAUCUACGAGCUGCUGGACGAGGUGCUGGACUACGGCUAUGUCCAGAUGACAUCAUCAGAUGUCCUGAAGAACUUCAUCCAAUCAGAGGCCGUCUCCUCCAAACCCUUCAGCCUGUUCGACCUAAGCAAUGUGGGACUGUUUGGAGCGGAAACCCAGCAGAAUAAAGUUGCUCCCAGUUCUGCUGCCACCAGACCGAUCCAGUCCAGCAGAGACCCGGGAGGGAAGAGUGAGAUCUUUGUGGACGUGAUUGAGAAGAUGUCGGUGGUGAUUGGCUCCAACGGGGUUCUGAUGAAGGCCGACAUUGAGGGAGAGGUCCGAGUCAAGUGCUACAUGCCGAGCUGCUCCGAGAUGCGGAUCGGUCUGAACGAGGAGUUCAGUGUGGGCAAAUCCCAGCUCCGAGGUUACGGCGCCGCUGUCCGGGUCGAUGAGUGCAGCUUCCACCAGUCGGUCCAGCUGGACGAGUUCCACAGUCACCGGAUCCUCAGACUAUGUCCCAGCCAGGGAGAGCACGCAGUGAUGCAGUACCGGCUGAGUGACGAGCUGCCGUCAGCGCCACCGUUCCGCCUCUUCCCCAGUGUGGAGAGGGACUCAGCAGGACGGCUGCUGAUGUACCUGAAGCUGCGUUGCGACCUUCCGCCCAAGAGCACUGCCAUCAACCUCUCCGCCUCCAUCCCGGUUCCUAGAGGUGCUGUGAGUCUGUCCCAGGAGCUCAGCAGUCCAGAUCAGAGCGCGGAGCUGCAGCUGCAGAACAGAACUGUGUUCUGGAAAAUCCCGCGGUUCUGUGGAGGAACCCAGCUGUCCGCCCUGUUCAAGCUGGACGUUCCGGGUCUGAGCUCCGCCUCCAUGCUGGAGGUCGGUCCGGUCGGGCUCAGCUUUGAGCUGCCUAAGUGGACCGGAACCGGACUGCAGAUCCGCUUCCUGCGCCUGUCUCCCAUCCAUCCCGGCCCGUCUCAACGCUGGGUCCGAUACGUCACGCACUCCGACUCCUACAUCAUCCGGAUCUGACCCAGUUCUGAACCGGCUGGACCUGGUCUGAAUCUCUGGAAAUUCAGUUCUGUUGGACCUUUUAAAGCAGAACUCUGAGCCUAGAACCAGGAGGAAGUUCUGUGCUGAUUCAGCCUGAUCACGCUCACUGACCCGUUCCACUUCUGCUUCAGAACUUCCUGCUGAUAAUGAUUCACCAGCCGACCUGGACCAGUGUGGCGCUGAAGGUUAAGCCCAGCUGCGGCCCGGCCCGACUCGCUGGGCUCGUCCCUUCCUCUGGGGUCCCACAGGAAGGCCCGCGGUUCUGAUCCAGAACAGCGACAGGAAGCGGAGGAGGCUGCAGAGACAGCAGUAACUGGGUCGGCUCUGGACUUCCUGAUGGAAACAGUUCUGACAGGCCCGGUUCUGAGCAGCACCUCCAUAACAUGUUGCUGCUCUGCUCCUGGUCAGGAUAAAACCAGAACCGGUCCAGAACUCCUCUGACCCACCCUGAGGUGAUAGUUAUCGCAGGAAAAGUUCUCCUUCGAGUUCUGUGAUUUGAAUAAGUUACUCUGAUUUGCACUUAUGCUAAUCAGUUAAUAGCACAGCUAAUUUUAGUCUAUGUUUCUGAAUUCUGAAACACUUAUUUCCUUGGAUGUUUUUUAAGAUUUCAGUUGAAUAAAGUUUGACAUCAGGGGUUGAA